This is a messenger RNA of Salvelinus fontinalis (brook trout), 2607 nucleotides long. RefSeq names its product teneurin-3-like. Gene Ontology annotation, molecular function: protein heterodimerization activity; protein homodimerization activity; cell adhesion molecule binding. The record is from RefSeq and is a predicted model, not a curated record. NCBI's taxonomy places the organism in Eukaryota, Metazoa, Chordata, Actinopteri, Salmoniformes, Salmonidae. The transcript is spliced from 16 exons. Gene Ontology annotation, biological process: heterophilic cell-cell adhesion; neuron development. Gene Ontology annotation, cellular component: neuron projection. Bases 34 to 2607 code for a protein of 857 amino acids.
AGCAUCUUUUCUCUCUCUCCCCCUACUGUAGCCAUGCAUCUGUUUGGUCUGAACUGGCAGAUGCAGGAGACAGAGGGCUACGGCUUUGAAAACGGUCAGGGGAGGUCAGACACCACACCCAACACCAUCACCGCACUGUCUGCUGAUAACGGUAAACUAGGGGUGUUCCUCCAGGAGAACAACACCAUAGACACGGGGGAGGUGGACGUGGGGCGCAGGGCCGUUCAGGAAGUCCCACCAGGGAUCUUCUGGCGCUCCCAGCUCUACAUUGACCAGCCCCAGUUCCUCAAGUUCAACAUCUCAGUGCAGAGGGAUGCGUUGGUGGGGGUCUACGGCAGGAAGGGCCUGCCCCCCUCGCAUACACAGUAUGACUUUGUGGAGCUGCUGGAUGGCAGUCGCCUGAUCACCAAGGAGAAGCGCGGGCUGGUGGAGGUGGAGGGCGUGUCAAGGCGGGCGCGCUCGGUGAGCGUGCACGAAGCGGGCUUCAUCCAGUACCUGGACUCUGGCAUCUGGCACCUGGCUUUCUACAACGACGGGAAGAACUCAGAACUGGUCUCCUACAACACCAUCGUCAUAGAGUCCGUUAUGGAGUGUCCCCACAAUUGCCAUGGCAACGGUGACUGUCUGUCUGGAACGUGUCAUUGCUUCCCAGGGUUCCUUGGGCCUGAUUGCUCAAGAGCUUCAUGCCCCGUGCUGUGCAGUGGUAACGGCCAGUACUCCAGGGGUCGCUGCCUGUGCUUCAGUGGCUGGAAGGGGACAGAGUGUGACGUGCCCAGCAACCAGUGUAUAGACAUCCACUGUGGGGGACACGGCAUCUGUAUCAUGGGCAUCUGUGCCUGCAACACCGGAUACAAGGGAGACAACUGUGAAGAAGUGGACUGCCUGGACCCUGGCUGUUCGGCCCAUGGUGUGUGUAUCCACGGGGAGUGCCACUGUAGCCCGGGCUGGGGGGGCACCAACUGUGAGACCCUCAAGACCAUGUGCCCCGACCAGUGCUCCGGCCACGGCACCUACCAGAGCGAAAGCGGCACCUGCACCUGCGACACCAACUGGACCGGCCCCGACUGCUCCGUCGAGGUGUGUGUGGUGGACUGCGGCUCCCACGGCGUGUGUUUCGGGGGCAGCUGUCGUUGCGAGGAGGGCUGGACGGGAACGGUCUGUGACCAGAAGGCCUGCCACCCCAUGUGCACUAAGAACGGAGUCUGCAAGGAGGGCAAGUGUGAGUGCAACCAGGGCUGGACCGGAGAGCACUGCAACAUCGCUCACAAUCCGGAUAUUAGAGUCAAAGAGGGCUGCCCAGGCCUGUGUAACAACAACGGCCGCUGUACCCUGGACCAGAACGGAUGGCACUGCGUCUGCCAGUCCGGGUGGCGUGGGGCGGGAUGCGACGUCGCCAUGGAGACCCUCUGCACCGACGGCAAGGAUAACGAAGGAGACGGCCUGGUUGACUGUAUGGACCCAGACUGUUGCCUCCAGACAUCCUGUCAGAACCAGCCGUACUGCCGCGGCUCCCCGGACCCCUCUGACAUCAUCAGUCAGAGCCCGUCCAGCCUGAUGCCCCAGCAUGCCGCACGCUCCUUCUACCAACGCAUCCGCUUCCUGGUUGGACCAGAGGGCAGCCACGUGAUCACCGGGGACAACCCCUUCAACAAGAGCCUGGUGUCCAUCAUCAGAGGCCAAGUGCUGACGGCAGACGGAACCCCCCUCAUAGGAGUCAAUGUUACCUUCGUCCACUACCCCGACCACGGAUACACCGUCACGCGCAAGGACGGCAUGUUUGACCUGUUGACCAACGGUGGGGCCAGUCUGACCCUGAGUUUCGAGCGGGCUCCGUUCCUGAUACAGUACCGCACCGUGUGGAUCCCCUGGAACGUCUUCUAUGUCAUGGACACCCUGGUCAUGAAGAAGGAGGAGAAUGACAUCCCCAGCUGUGACCUGAGUGGUUUUAUCAGGCCCAGUCCUGUCAUCGUGGCCUCUCCCCUCUCUACCUGCUUCAGGUCCUCACCAGAGGAUGGGCCCAUCAUACCUGAGACACAGGUCCUCCAGGAGGAGACGUCCAUCCCGGGCAGCGACCUCAACCUGCUGUACUUGGGCAGCAGGGCGGCCGGCUACAAGCCUGUCCUCAAGGUCACCAUGACCCAGGCCAGUGUGCCCUUCAACCUCAUGAAGGUGCACCUGAUGGUGGCGGUGGUGGGGCGUCUGUUCCAGAAGUGGUUCCCUGCCCAGCCCAACCUCUCCUACACCUUCAUCUGGGACAAGACAGACGCUUACAACCAGAAGGUCUACGGCUUGUCUGAGGCAGUCGUGUCAGUGGGUUUUGAGUACGAGUCGUGUCUGGACUUGAUCCUGUGGGAAAAGAGGACAGCCACACUGCAGGGCUAUGAGCUGGACGCGUCCAACAUGGGAGGCUGGACGCUGGACAAACACCAUAUACUGGAUAUCCAGAACGGUAGGAACAUGACUGCACACACACACACACACACACACACACACACACACACACACACACACACACACACACACACACACACACACACACACACACAGACACACACCAAGCACACAUGCGUGUACCUCCCCCCACACACACUGACUCAUCACCAAUGA